UAUAAAUAGGGAAAUCUCCAACCGACCCUAUAACAUCGACGUCAGGGCAGUCUUUACCACGCUGUCUGCUGGUGUACGCGUGCCCUUUUCCAGCAUGCUUCGUUCAGUAAUCCAAAGUGCAAAACGGUUACAUCAACCAUUUGGAUGUUUGUCCUGGAAUAAAGUUUCAAAUUGGCAAUGUGUGAAUGGAGUAGCAUGGCAAAGAUUGAAGAACCAACAUGUAAAAUUUUAUUCUACAGAUGAUCCUCAUUGCGUAGAAAUCGAUUUCUCCAAGAAAACCUACGACGAUGAAUCUAGCGAAGAAAAGGACGUUAAAACUAUCUCACCAGCCUUAGAGGAAAACCCGGAGUUCGUCUACAUAGAGCGGAUCCAAGAAGAACACUACUGGGGUAGGAUCCGCUCCCUGAUGAGGCGGCUGGGAUACACGGGGUACCUCGAGGAUCUGAGGCACGGAAGGGGGAGAGGGGUGUUUAUCAGAGACGAUGUUCUUGAUGUCAUAAAACCUUAUUAUGGGACUGUAUACAGGUCAAGGCGUCCUGAUCCAAUCUAAAACGUACAGAAUGCUAGAACUUGUAUUAGCUGACCCGGUUAUAGAAAUAAAUAAUUUUGUAUCUUAUAUGUGGAAAUAU
Messenger RNA from Saccostrea cuccullata (small rock oyster), 629 nucleotides. RefSeq lists its product as uncharacterized. Bases 95 to 550 code for a protein of 151 amino acids. Lineage: Eukaryota; Metazoa; Mollusca; Bivalvia; Ostreida; Ostreidae. The transcript has 3 exons. The record is from RefSeq and is a predicted model, not a curated record.